GAAGCCUCUGAAAUGGGAGACAGCGGAGAAUGCAAGUUGGUGUUGGUUGUAAGGAAUGAUUUAAAAAUGGGUAAAGGCAAAGUGGCAGCUCAAUGUUCACAUGCAGCUGUCAUGGCCAAUGAAUAUUUGAUGUUGAACUUUCCAGAAUUAUACAAAGAAUAUAAAUACAAUGGACAACCAAAAGUUGUUGUCAAGUGUGACAGUGAAGAAGAAUUGCUGAGGUUAGCUGCCCAGGCAAGGUUGUUACGUUUACCAGUCAGUAUGGUACGAGAUGCUGGCAGAACACAAAUUGCUCCCGGCAGUAAAACAGUUGUUGGCAUAGGACCAGGUCCGUUGGAUUUAGUUAAUAAAGUGACUGGGCAUUUAAAAUUGUAUUAA
Molecule: messenger RNA, 378 nt
Organism: Helobdella robusta
Lineage: Eukaryota; Metazoa; Annelida; Clitellata; Rhynchobdellida; Glossiphoniidae
Exons: 4
Cellular component (GO): cytosol; mitochondrion
Molecular function (GO): peptidyl-tRNA hydrolase activity
Source: RefSeq, a predicted model, not a curated record